Molecule: messenger RNA, 8252 nt
Organism: Mastomys coucha (southern multimammate mouse)
Lineage: Eukaryota; Metazoa; Chordata; Mammalia; Rodentia; Muridae
Gene: Tbl1xr1
Product: TBL1X receptor 1
Exons: 18
Coding region: 596-2140 (514 amino acids)
Biological process (GO): regulation of transcription by RNA polymerase II
Cellular component (GO): histone deacetylase complex
Molecular function (GO): transcription corepressor activity; protein binding
Source: RefSeq, a predicted model, not a curated record
CCUCCCUCCCCGCGCGCCCGGCGCAGGCCGCUUGGGUUUGUUUUGCUGCGCGGCCGUCGCCCGCCGCGGGCCCCGGAGCUCAUUUGUGCCUGGCUGGUCCCCGCGCUCCCCGGUGCCGAGCCGGAGCCGUUGGCCGCUCGCGCGCUUGGCUCUCUCCCUUAGUAACAGCUCCCCUCCUGCCUCGGUGCUGCGCCCUGCCCCCGCGCCCCUCCCCCCGCCGGACCCGCUGCCCGGCUGUCAGCGCCCGCACCCCAGGGCGCCUCGGGGGUGCCGACGGCGGCCAGGAGGGGAGCGCCGCGCGCCCUGGAGGGGGACAGCGUCGCCAAGCAGGCUGAUUAUCAUAAUACCUGUCUGCCAAGAGAACCAGAAAUAACUGCUUCCUGUGAAACUGACACAUUUCCCUGCUGCUUUGCCAGUGUUUGGAUUUCUGAUUUCCUGACAGACGAAUUGUUUCAAAUUGGGAUGAGCUCAGAGGUACCUCUGCCUCAGUAACUUGCGAUUGGUGGUUGGAUAUCCAGUUGCACAUCCUAACAUCAAUGCACUGCCAAUGGGUUAUGUCCUGUGUUGUGAUCUCAUGGUUUAAGUGGGAAUAAAGAUGAGUAUAAGCAGUGAUGAGGUCAACUUCUUGGUAUAUAGGUACUUGCAAGAGUCAGGAUUUUCUCAUUCUGCGUUUACCUUUGGUAUAGAAAGCCAUAUAAGUCAGUCCAACAUAAAUGGUGCCCUGGUCCCACCCGCUGCACUCAUCUCUAUCAUCCAGAAAGGCCUGCAGUAUGUAGAGGCAGAAGUUAGCAUAAAUGAGGAUGGCACCUUAUUUGAUGGUCGGCCCAUCGAGUCUCUGUCCCUGAUCGAUGCUGUCAUGCCCGAUGUAGUCCAAACAAGACAACAAGCCUAUAGAGACAAGCUUGCACAGCAGCAUGCAGCUGCAGCCGCCGCUGCCGCCGCCGCCACUAACCAGCAAGGAUCUACAAAAAAUGGAGAGAAUACAGCAAAUGGGGAGGAGAAUGGAGCACACACCAUCACAAAUAACCACACGGACAUGAUGGAAGUAGAUGGGGAUGUGGAAAUCCCUUCCAAUAAAGCGGUUGUGCUUCGGGGCCAUGAAUCUGAAGUUUUCAUCUGUGCCUGGAACCCUGUUAGUGAUCUCCUGGCAUCAGGGUCUGGAGACUCCACAGCAAGAAUAUGGAACCUCAGUGAGAACAGUACAAGUGGCCCCACGCAGCUGGUGCUUAGACACUGCAUACGGGAAGGAGGGCAGGACGUGCCCAGCAACAAGGACGUCACCUCGCUAGAUUGGAAUAGUGAAGGUACACUUCUAGCAACUGGGUCAUAUGAUGGAUUUGCCAGAAUAUGGACUAAAGAUGGUAAUCUUGCCAGUACCUUGGGACAGCAUAAAGGUCCUAUAUUUGCAUUAAAAUGGAAUAAGAAAGGAAAUUUCAUCCUAAGUGCUGGUGUGGAUAAGACCACCAUCAUUUGGGAUGCGCAUACUGGUGAAGCCAAGCAGCAGUUUCCUUUCCAUUCAGCUCCAGCACUAGAUGUCGACUGGCAGAGCAACAACACCUUUGCAUCUUGUAGUACAGAUAUGUGCAUUCACGUCUGCAAAUUAGGACAAGACAGACCUAUCAAAACAUUCCAGGGACACACGAAUGAAGUAAAUGCUAUCAAAUGGGACCCAACUGGCAAUCUCCUCGCCUCCUGCUCAGAUGACAUGACAUUGAAGAUCUGGAGUAUGAAGCAAGAUAACUGUGUCCAUGAUUUGCAAGCACAUAAUAAAGAAAUUUAUACUAUUAAAUGGAGUCCGACAGGACCAGGGACAAAUAAUCCAAAUGCCAACCUGAUGCUAGCAAGUGCAUCUUUUGAUUCUACAGUUAGGUUAUGGGACGUAGACCGAGGGAUUUGCAUCCAUACUUUGACAAAACAUCAAGAGCCCGUGUACAGUGUGGCUUUUAGUCCUGACGGCAGGCAUCUGGCAAGUGGCUCAUUUGACAAGUGUGUGCACAUCUGGAACACACAGACAGGUGCUUUAGUUCACAGUUACAGGGGAACAGGUGGAAUUUUUGAAGUUUGCUGGAAUGCAGCAGGAGACAAAGUUGGAGCCAGUGCUUCGGAUGGUUCAGUUUGUGUCUUAGACCUUCGGAAAUAGCGUUACUAGUUGGAAGCCAUGGACCGACUAUGAAUGUGUACAUAGCCACAAGACUAUCCCUGACCCAUAUACUACUAUAGUCCCACUUGAACCAUGGCCAGUCCACUACAGCCAAAUCGAAGAGAAAUAUAUACAUGCAGUAUAUAUGAACACAGCUGUACCCUGAAGAUGACAGUCUCAUCCCAGCUUGUGAAUUAUGCUCACCAAGUGCUGGGAUCUAACCUGCUGUGCCCCCUUUAAGUAGCGUUUAGAAGUUUGGAAAUGAAAACCAGAAGAGAAGGAAUAUGUGUUAUAAGAGCAAACUACACAUGUCCCAGUUUUGAAUUUUAAUGACGGCCUUGUUUCUCCCUUUGAGUCAGCAGACACCAUGGAUUAUAUUCUUUUUCCCCUUCAGUAGUGCGCAGUUUGUAUGUACAGAGAACAUGGACUUAACAGAAGCUUGCGGCAGUAGUUGGUUCUUACUUCCAAGUUUGUUUUGGUUUAGAUUAAGGAUGCAUGAAGUAAGGAGUGAAUCAUUUUCUUGCUUUUUUUUUUUCUCACCUUUUAAACAACAAAAAAAAAAACUCUUAAAAAUAUUUUACUGCAUUCUUUGGAAGAGGUAGAUGUUUGGUACAUUUGAUGGCUCCCAGAGCAUAUACUCAAUAGGUGCAUAUUGUGGAGGGAAUUGGAAUAAUAGGAAACUACAUGACUUCUGUCAUGUCACUCUCUGAGACACAUCAGCAAAGGGUGUGAUCUUAGCUUAGCUUUGUUUUGUUUUUUUUGUUUUAGUUCUUUCUUUCUCUCUCUGUGUGUAUAUGUGUGUGUAUGUGUGUGUAUGUGUGUGUGUGUGUGAGAGAGAGAGAGAGAGAGAGAGAGAGAGAGAGAGAGAGAGAGAGAGAGAGAGAGCGCUUAAAUAAAAUAGUUUCUUUUGGGGGACAUAUUUCUGCCAAUUUAAAGACUAGAAGGGCACAACCUUUUUUUUUCCUUUUUUUUAAUACCAUAAAGAAGAGAUUUUUUUUAAAAAAAAAUAAUAAUCUUCUGACGUCUUGUAGCCAUAACUAAAUUAUGGUUAAAAUGUGCACUAUUGUGAGAAGGAGCAACAUAGUUUGGGGCUUUUUUUUUUUUUUUAUUUUACCAUUUGUCUGUUUUACUUUGUUUCUUAAGAGAUUAAAAUAUUUCUGGAUAAGGAUUAGCUUCUCAAAGUGUCCAUCAUUCUGUAUAGAAGCUUACAUAUUUGAGAUUCCAGUAUUAAAAAAUCUCUCAUGUUACUUUUCUUUUUACAAAGCAAGGUUACAGCAUAUAACACUGCCAUUACAUGGCUAAAUGUUUGCUACCUUAGUUUUAAAAACAGUUUUUAAAGGCUUGCUUUGAGGUAUUCUUGGAUAGCAGUGAUGGAGAACUUAGGAGAAGGAUGGCUGAGGCUAGCCCUCUGCCUACGUCUAUGGCGCGAAGGCUGCGCUUUGUCAGGCAACGUAGAUCUAAGCUGCUGUUUCUUCCAGUAAUCACUACUAUAUCAUGUCUUUUACUCGUUUAUAUCAGGUUUUUUUUAAAAAGAUAUAGGUAUCCAAUCAGAUUUCGUACGUUGAGCUAAAAGUAAGAUAUACCUACAAAUGUUCACCAGAGGCUGUGUUUGUGAAGGUAGUUGACAGGACAGUCGAUAUUAAUGGAAGAACCCAGGAGCGUUGGUUCUGAAGAGAAAGAACAGUUGUCAAAUUUAUAUCUUUAAAUUUUUAAAUAAGAAAUUGCUUAGCAAAUUUAUAACACUAUUUGUGUCAGUAGUUAUUUUUGAGGCCUUUGACUCCUGAAUCUCACCCUGUGUUCUACGAAGCGGCUCUAACCCAGCCCCGCAGCUUUGAUGCUCUGUAUGUGCUGCCUUGCUCUUUACAAAACAGCGUUGAUUGACGCAGGUCUUGGCUUCACUAAGCUAGGGUGGCAUUUGCUUUUGGUAAAGAGGAUGAAUACACUUAAAUGUUACCACACAUUGUUAUAUCUACCCCAUCGUUUGUGGGGACUACGAUACUGUAAUAAUAUUAAGAGUUGCAUCCAGAGAGGCAGUCAUCUAUGGUUUGUGCCAGGUGUUUUGGGGGUUCAGUCACACUGAAAUAUUUAGAACCCAUUGCUCUGUGGCUCUCUAGGAAUUCUAAAAUGCUGAGUAUCUGGCACUUGAGAUUUUGCUUUUACUGCAAGAGGGUCACAUCUGUUGGCCUCUGUUGUUUAAAAAUAAUAUUAAAAAUAAAAAAAACUGUGCAAUAAUCUUUAAAUGUGCUCCCAGGAAUAGACACAAAUGUUUUGAGUAUGCCUAAGCUGCAUUUCCUCCAGCGCUGCAUUUGUCAAUUGCACUGAAUCUGAACCUGAAGUCAGAGGUGACUGUUGAUAGUGCUUUUGUAUUUUGAUAUGGACAUUUUCUUCAUUUGCAUACAGUCAUUGACAUUCUUCCCAGCUGAUUCAAAGACAGUCACAAAUUCCUCAGAUACAGCUGCCAAAACGACGGCUGAAUUUUCUAAUAUUGUCUUGCUUUCUGUUGGGUGUGUGUUUGUUGGUUUGGUUUGGUUUGGUUUGGUUUUCCUAUUUCUUUGGCUAUUUUACUUUAGCACACCAGCUGUGAUAGAUUGUCUGAUAGAAGAGAAGUGCAGAGCUUUGCUAUCCCAAAGCCUCGGGUCUUUCCCUCGCAGAUGUGGCUGAAGACAUCCACCUUUAGGCUGAUCGUCCGUGAGGUGAGCGUAGAGCUGUGCUUUGCUGCUGCUCUCGCUGUCCCUGUAGCCUGCUGACGUGCCACAAUGCCGCUCCACAGACACCGCACCGCACCACGUCUUCACCCGAGCAGUCAGACGAUCGCCUGAGACCACACUCGAGUGUGUCAAUGCCGUCAUGGGGUUCUCUACUUUCCUUCUUGUCUUUUUCUGAGAAUUGGCUCUGAAGAUCCAGAGACCAGUAGACUUUCUGUGGUGUUCAUUUAGAUCAUUGUUUUAUAUGCUUACUGUAAGGAAGACAAUAGGAGGCCUAAAUGAAUAUCAUUGGUUAAAGUAGACUGGAGGGAGCAGCUGCCACCCUUGACAGGCGUGAAGGAACCUGUGUACUCCGUGCAGGUGACCUUGGGGGACUUCGGUUUACCCUACUGUUUUCCAUGAUCAGGUAAUAUCAUUGACUGUCAGAUGAGUCAGGAGCGGUUACUGGAAUAGUCUUAGAGUGUAGCGAUCCUGUUUUCAUGAGUUAUCCUUUAGUGAGUAUGUUUUAGGAUUAAACACCUUUUACAGAUGCUGAAAGUGCCUCCUUUUGUGGUAUACAAAAACAAAUUAUGGUGCAAAAAGUAAUCAAUAGAUUGAAUCACAUGAAGGGUGAUUUUGCUUUUUGACAUAAAAAUGUCAAGAGAUAGGCCAAAGAUUUGUACUUUUCACUUAUAAAGCACUCCUUUUUUUCCUUAAGAUUCUUUCUGUCGAUCAGAUUUAAUGAAAGAGUACUAUUUUUAAGGAGCUAUCUGUUUAUGUAGAAUGAUUUUGUUAAAAGAGUAAUGUAAACUAUGAAUGAGGAGCAGAGGCCCGCAGAGGACUGGGCCUUUUGCUAUUUAAAGGAAUCACGGAUGACCAGGCUUCUGCAAGCACACAUGACAAGUUUUACUAAAUGCAUAGGAAAACCAUCUCAGACAGUGCUGUCUUGCUCUUUUAAAGACCAUUUGUGUUUUUGUAAGCGCAUGGCACAUUUCCUCAGAAGCUGGAUUCUCAGGAGCUCAGAGCGGUACUUGCACAGUUGCUGCAGAAAUCCUGCCUCCAUGGACCAGCAUUGUGGCACAGCAGCAAAAGCCAGCAUUUGGGGGCUAGCAGGCAGCCUACAGAAACCCUGGGGGCGGUUUUCUGUUUGUUUUUCAUUCUCUCCUUUUGUCUGAAAUCAUCAGGGAGGGAUCGGUAAUAGCUCUGAAGUGUCACAUUUAAUAUCAGUCUUUUAAUACACAAUCCUAGUCAAAUGUAGGAGAGAAAAAAGGGGGGAGUGCUCACGUUUAUUUAAUCCAUUCGUUUAGAAUCCUGUGUCUUUAUAUAGCAGUUCUGAGGUGUCUAUAGUAGUCUUUAUUUCUGCCCUUCUGUGACAGUGUUGAAGCAGGAUGAAUAAAUAGGCUUCUUCUUCUUCUUCUUUUUUUUUUUUUUUUUUUUUUUUUUUUUUUUUUUUUUUUUUUUUUUUUUUUUUUUUUAACCUAGCAAGGUGUUUCAUGUUUUCUUUGGAAUUUCUGGAUAAGUUUGAGGAAACAUUCUGCAUGUUUUAUCUGGUGUGCUUUUCUCAUGUCAUUACAAAUGGGCAGACUUCAUUGUAUAUCUCUGCCAUCCUUAAAUACAGAAGUGAUUUUCUUUCCUGACUUUGACAUUGUUGCUGUAUAUAAUGUUUUUAUUUGAGUUUUGCAAAUCCUUUGGGUCUAGUUCUGUGAGCCUACCUUAGCACUGGGUGAUGACGUCUGCAGCCUUUCUUUAUUCCACAGUUAAUCUUAAAGCUGACAGAGAAGUGUAAACCAGCCCGUGACAGCUUUUUGUACCUGCUUAAGAACUUUAUUGUUCAAUCUUCAUGAUGAUUGUGUAAGGAAGACUGAUACAGAUGUUUAUCUCUCCUGGACCAUGUCAAUGACACUUAUGAUGUAUUUUGGUUCUACAUCACAGUGAUUUGUCCCCAAUGACCCUUUCAUCCUUUCCAGGCACAUUGUGUGUGUGUGUGUGUGUGUAUUGUUGCAGUUUUCCCUUUGCAUUGUAUUGCUUUGACAACUGUAAUUUGAAUCAGAUCUGAAAGAGGUCCAGAAUAAAAUAUAUUUUGAUAUUAUGUUGGCUGUGUACAUAAAUAAAACCUUUGAUAUCUAUGUGGUUUAUAUAGACUAUUUAGUCAAGUAAGAAGAGGGAUUGGUGUUUGUUUACAAGUUCCUGUUUACAUUUCAAUUGCUUUUAUCCCCCACUAUUCAGUGUAGAAUAAAUGAUUUUGCUCCAAGAGACCUCCCUACUACAACCUAUCUGUCCUAGUUCUUACUAUCUCCAGUGACUAAACUGCCAUGGGAAUCACUGUUUUCAUAAACAUUGUUUCCAAGAUGUAUACUUUAAAGAAACCCAUAGAUGAAAUUAAAGUUUUUGCUAUUUUAUUACUUCUUGCAGGGGAUAAGAUUUUUUAAAAUGAAGGGAUUAUUUUCUAUAUUUGUUAAAUGAUAGCAUGUAAUCAGCUAAGGAUAAUGAUGACUCCUGAGUGAUUUUGAAAUACUGGUAGUUUAUUUAGAGGAUUUCACACGUGAACUAAGACUUAAGAUUACUGUUAGCUUAGCAUCCAGUAGCACAAGGCACACCAAGUAUGUGGCUCAGGGCUUUCAGUACAGGAGCUCUUCCCUUCCUAUUGCUCUCCCGUCCAUGCCAACCAAACAUACCACAGUGGUUCCCACCGGUAGCUGAUUGCUGAUCUCAGUACAAACCCAGUAAACAACGAGGACCAUCCCAAGGCGCAUCCUGCCUCAGUUUCCCCCAACUCUCAUAGUUGGUUCCCUUAGUCAAGUUGCCUUCUCCCUGCCCUCUGCUUUCUUUGGGUUUCCUUUGUAGACGCAGGCAGCUGUAGCCUUGUCCUGCCCUCGCUGCAACUGCUAAAGCUAACAAGCUUUAGUUUUCAAGGGGUUCGUUUCUGUUGCAUGGCAUAGGUUGUUAAUGACAUUCUGUCUUCACACUUUUCCAGAAAGCCUUGGGCUGCCAAGGACUAACGUCCGUAUGAGCCUGAAGUUGAGCAGAAAUCUAUUGACCCACCAUUGCAGGGAGGUUACUUUCGAUUUCCUAGCUCUCAUAACUUUAUCAUGAAUUAGAUUUCUUACCUAGUAUAAUAUGUAGCGCAUUAAAGUUUACUGGUUUAUUUAUUUUUUCCUAUAUAUAUUCAUCUGAAAACAACAGUAGAGGAAAAGCCAUUCCGGACACCUGGUUUUGCACACCUGGUUUUGAGGUGCUCUUCUCUGCCGAGGCUCUGUCAACAGUCAAAAUGUUAACCCUACGCUGCCCUCCCUGCAUGCUUCUUUAAAUGUCAUCUGCCAAUGCUUACGUGUCCUAACUUGUAAUAUUUUUGUAUUAAAUUUUUUAGGAAUUCCUUGUAAUUUCUUUAUAAUUUAAAAUACAUUAAACACAAAGUGUUUAGUAAAGUA